UUGUUCAGUUUAGCUAAACCUAGUCUGAGUAGCCAAUUUUUAUUACUUGUGGGUUACUCGGAUAGUAGUACUAGAGGAAUUUAUUAUUCAAUUAAUUGUGAAAGAAAAGUUUUGUAACGGAGAAAAAGAUAAAUAUUGUUUUGUUUAGUUUUAAAUUAAUGUUUCAUCAGACUUACAAUAUUAUUCGAACCAUUUUUACAAGUGACUAAACUAUUUCUCAACUAAGUCUGCCUUUGGACUUUUGCAGUUUUGGUAACUUACUAACUACAAAAGUUUUAUUAAUUUACCAUAGUUAGGCCCAACGUAUGUUACGUGUCACUGUCAGUCAUGUAUGUAUAGGGGUACUUUUGAAAUUGUGAAGAGUGUGGACAAGUUCGAAACUAAAGUAAAUUAAUCUGGAGAAUAUAUUAUCUUUGUUAUAAUAGUUCUGUUAAAAGAUUAAAAUUAGAUUUUGAAAAUUGGGUCCAAUGACUUGUUUUUUUUUUAACAAAACGAAAGACCUAAAAUAUAAAAUUAAGGUUGCAAAACACUGAAGACGUGUAUUUGAACUUGAAGUUGAACUAGUUUAUAUUUUGCAGUUAAAAUUUAAGCUAUUAAAGGCAGAUUUAGGUUACCGCUUUAUCAAAUUGAACUCGAAGAACCUAAUAUUAGUAACAAGUGGCAUUGAUAUAAGCUUAGUGAUAAACUAAUACUGAAAUUCGAGUGGGAAGAUCUGUGACAGUGUGAAAAAGAAUGCAAGCAAUAAAGUGUGUAGUCGUGGGGGACGGGGCUGUUGGUAAAACAUGUCUUCUGAUCAGUUACACAACUAAUGCCUUCCCUGGUGAAUAUAUUCCUACAGUAUUCGAUAACUACUCAGCAAAUGUAAUGGUGGAUGGAAAGCCAAUUAACCUGGGCCUUUGGGAUACAGCAGGCCAGGAAGAUUAUGAUAGAUUACGACCUCUUUCCUACCCACAGACUGAUGUUUUCCUCAUCUGUUUCUCUCUAGUAAAUCCUGCAUCUUUUGAAAAUGUCAGAGCAAAGUGGUACCCUGAAGUGAGUCACCACUGUCCAAAUACUCCUAUUAUUUUGGUUGGUACUAAGUUAGACUUGCGGGAAGAUAAGGAGACCAUUGACAAGUUAAAAGAUCGUAAACUGGCACCAAUUACCUACCCUCAAGGUCUGGCCAUGGCCAAAGAAAUAGGGGCAGUAAAAUACCUUGAGUGCUCAGCUCUAACACAAAAAGGAUUGAAAAAUGUGUUUGAUGAGGCCAUUCGAGCUGUGCUUUGUCCACAACCAAAGCCAAAGAAAAAGAAACAUUGCUCUCUGCUCUAAGUUUUUUAAAUAUUCUACAGCUUGUUUAAAUUUUACUGUUUUUUAUUUUACUCUGGCCUAAUUGCACAGGUUAUUUCCUGCUCUGUUGGUUGUUGAAUACUUGUUUUGUUAUUAACAACUGCCACUUGGUCACAAAUAUAAUGGUUGUACUACCAUUGUCUGUAGGGCUUUCAUAACUUAAGAAGCUAGAUCCUAUAGCAUUUUGAUGAAGAUAAAGUUAUGAUAUUGUACAUGAGAUGUUGCACUCAUGCAUAGAAAUGUCAAGGAAAACCUGGUAGAAUUUAUUACAGAACACAGUUUAUACUAACCUGCAACAAAUUGUCAUUUGUUAAAAAUUAUCAGGAAAAAUAAAUAAGGUACUACGAGAGAGAAAAAUAGCUUUUAGAAAUUUUUUUCUAAGGAUAAAAAAAAUUAUUAAUGAAGAAGAGACUGUCUAAUAUCAGUGCCUUGUUUGUUCUCCUUUUGUAUUUAGAUGACUUGCUAAAUUCAAAAUAAAUUUGUUUCGUUCACAAUACAAAUUAGUUGAAAAAAAUGACAUACACCCAGGAAAAGUUUGAAUGGAAUCAUUUCAGAGAAAGGACAGAUUUUUACUUCUUUUACAAACAAUUACUUUGUUGAAGAAGUGUCAGUGAAAAUGUAGAAAUAGAAGCAUAGAAUGAGUUGCUGUAUAAAUUUGAUCUUACUUUGUCUCGGUAGAAUGUAAGAUUUUAAGAAAAAGUGUAUGAUAUUAUAGUAUAUUUGAACCCCAAACUCAUGAAACAUACACUUAACUUGUGACAAAAAUAAUUAUUAAAAUAUACCCUUUGUUAUUUAAAGAAAGUACAGGUCACUUAGUGUAAAACAUACUAAUAGUUUUAUCAGAUAAGCUGAUAACUGAGAAAAUGUCUUCCAGUCAUUAUGACUGAUUACAGAAGGGCCUGAUACUAGCCUUAUCAAAUACAUUUUUUAAACUUUUAUAAGAUCUUUAAGUUACCUAAUAAAUAAUGUAUCCAGGACUAAUAUAAAUUAGAUCAGGCAUUUUACUAAAGACCAUAACUAUAUUGGAUACCAUUAAUUUUUGUUUAUAUAAAGGUUCACAAAUUGGAUGAACAUUAAAAGUUUUAACUUUACUGGUUAGUCUAAUGAUAAUAAAUGCACUGGUUAUUACUGAAAAUCUGGAAGAUGUGGUUUGUCAUUUAUAAGAGUUAAAUGCUUACAUUACUUUUUUUAUAUUAUUUUCCGAGUGUGCAAAUGUCGAUGAAUUACUUCAAGACAGUCAAUUUAUAACUUAUUUCCAAAUGGUACAACUUAAAACAUUUUCCAAGAGAAAGCCAUUCUUGUACUAGGAUGCCUUCAGAACUUAAUUUUUUAAGGUGAAAAUUGUUUUGUAAGAGAUUUUUUAUAAGGACUAAACAGAGAGUAGCAUAGUAACAUUCAUUUUAAUAUUUAGCCAUGAUUAGAAUUAAGAAUAAGCAUUCAUGUCCUCAGAUUUGAUAAGUCUUAAGUUGUUGCUCGUGCAUUGAUGGUGUAUGUAACACAAGCAUACAUUAUGAACAAUUGCUUCUUUAAAAAAUGUUACAUAUAAGCUAACAGUAAACAACUGUACAUUACACAGCUAGAAGGAUUGGUAAGACAGACAACACUACAGUAAGUUUAUCUAUAGUCCACCUUCUCCCCCUGAAUAAUUUCAAAACAUUUAAAAUAUAUUAUUCUUAGUGUAACUUACCAACAUGCAGAUCUGUGUCUUGCUUUGGGCUGGCUCAUUCUUCAUUCAAAGGGUAUUUCUGUGUGCUCAAUAAACAAGUUAUUGUGUGCUAGUUUCAGCUUUUGUCUUAUGUUGUGUACUGUUAAUUAAUGUCUAGUAAAA
This is a messenger RNA of Limulus polyphemus (Atlantic horseshoe crab), 3157 nucleotides long. Its product is annotated as ras-related protein Rac1-like. NCBI's taxonomy places the organism in Eukaryota, Metazoa, Arthropoda, Merostomata, Xiphosura, Limulidae. Gene Ontology annotation, biological process: actin filament organization; motor neuron axon guidance; small GTPase-mediated signal transduction. The record is from RefSeq and is a predicted model, not a curated record. The transcript has 5 exons. Bases 733 to 1311 code for a protein of 192 amino acids. Gene Ontology annotation, molecular function: GTP binding; GTPase activity; protein kinase binding. Gene Ontology annotation, cellular component: cytoplasmic vesicle; cell cortex; cell projection.